AUGGUCGAUGCGAAUAUCCCCGAUAUCCGCGUCGAACCGGACAAGGCUGUUCUGAAGGUGAAGGAGAGGUUCCACUUAGAAAUGAGUGAAGAGGAAGCAAUCCGUCAUUUCGAGCAGCUCAUCAGUGAUAGCGUGAACGCUAUUUUUGGAGUCGUUAUCGACCGUAUUCACGAUUUCGUCCAGGGAUGGAGGGCAUAA
Molecule: messenger RNA, 198 nt
Organism: Histoplasma mississippiense
Lineage: Eukaryota; Fungi; Ascomycota; Eurotiomycetes; Onygenales; Ajellomycetaceae
Exons: 1
Coding region: 1-198 (65 amino acids)
Biological process (GO): phosphatidylinositol-mediated signaling; endocytosis; autophagy of peroxisome
Cellular component (GO): endosome; phagophore assembly site; peroxisome
Molecular function (GO): 1-phosphatidylinositol-3-kinase activity
Source: RefSeq, a predicted model, not a curated record